CCAACUGAGAAAGCCAUGGCACAUCAAGUACCUGUGAUUUCAAGGCCCUCCAGUGCUCCUUUAGUUCCUGGUCCCAGGCCAACUGCUCCUGUUGUUUCCGUGGUUCAAACACCCCCUCUGCUUGCCCGUUUAGCGAGUGCAACUGGCCGGUUAGGUCCUGAACCCUCACCAGCAACACAUGGUUAUAUUCCCCAGUCCUAUAGAAAUGCCAUAGUAUUAGUGGGUAACCCUGUUGCCUCAAGUACAGGUGGUUUUACUCAUCCUAACUCUCAAGGCUCGGGGUUGAGCCAAUCCUCGGCAUUCUCUCAAUCAGCUACAUUGGUAUCAGCACCAAUGUUUUUAUCCCAAAGCACUGAGAGGAUUGACCCGGGUAUUCCUUAUGGCUUGGUAAUGCGGGACGUUUUGCAGAAUGGACACAACUGGAUGGAGACUUCUCAAAGGGAAUCCAGCAGAAACAUGCACUAUGAUCAGUCUUCGCUGCUUAAUGACGUUCAAAACCUGGGCUUGUAUAGGCCUGUGCACAGCGGAUCGUGGGAACAAUUAUCCUCCAAGUUCCCUGCCAGUAUAUCUGGCCGGCAGAAUCAAGGUGUGUCGGGAGAGGAGUUCCCGUUCCAGCAUCUGGAUAUCAUCAAUGACCUGCUUGACGAUGAACAUAGUGUUGGGAAGGCAGCAAAGGCAAGCACAGUUUCUCAGACUAUCAGCAAUGGGCAGCUAUUAAAUAGACAGUUUUCUUUUCCUGGUGAUAUGGGCAUGUCGGCUGAUUUGGGGUCCUCAUCUAGCCCUUGCAGGUUUGAGCGAACACAGAGUUACCAUGAGAAUGGGUUUCAACCCCAUUAUCAGUCUUCUAGCAGCCAUUAUGACUCAACGAGGGAUUUCAUUCCACAAGCUAAUGCUUUACCUUAUGUAAAUGGGCAGGUAGAUGGGUUAAUUUCGAACCAUUGGCACCGGGCUGGUUCUGAUUUAUCUGUACUUGGCAUGAGGAACUUGGAGGGCGAUGUUUACCCCCAUUAUAAUCCAGAUUAUUCAAAUCUGGCUUGUGGUGUCAAUGGUUAUACAGUUUUCCGGCCUUCGAAUGGGCACUGAAAAGGGAAGUAUGACGGAGUCUGCCUGCAAAGUAGUGGGUUCCUGUCCGUUGUAAUAAUGUAUUUGAGGAAAUUGUUGGGUCUUAGAUUUGGAGUGAGGUUAUUAUCCUUUGACAAGAAAACAUUUUGUAAAGAAUAUUGUCCACCUUUGCUUACAGCUCUGAAGUAGUUAAAAAAAUGAGGCUUUCUAUA
Messenger RNA from Corylus avellana, 1274 nucleotides. The record is from RefSeq and is a predicted model, not a curated record. NCBI's taxonomy places the organism in Eukaryota, Viridiplantae, Streptophyta, Magnoliopsida, Fagales, Betulaceae.